AUGAAGACCGUCUGGACCGUUGAUACCCUCGUCGACGCGUGCGUCGCUGCUCUCAAGCCGACGCCCAUGCCGGGCUGCGGCCGCGACCUGGUGCCGUUCUACAACGACGAGGACGCCCCGAAGGACGCCGACGCGCUCACGGACUCCUACGGCACCGAGGACGGAUCCAGGCACGCGUCGCGGCGCUCCAAGGCGGCAUCCGCCAAGGCGAGCCCGAAGAAGGCGAAGACGGCCGGAAAGAAGCGCCCCGCGUCCGCGCGGGCCAAGCCGGUGGCCGACGCGACCUCGCGCAGCACCGACGAGGUCGCGGCCUCGCUCCCGGACUCGCGCACGCCUUCCGCCACGGACUCCAACCGCUUCGCGGGCUCCUCCGUGCACGCACCGCCCCCGCAGCUGCUCCCCAUGCCUUCGGCGCUCCUCGCUGACGCGGGUGAGCCUCCCAAGGUCGACGAGGCUGCCUCCCAGGCUCUCAAGCGCAUGCUCUACAUCGCGUAG
Messenger RNA from Pedinophyceae sp. YPF-701, 495 nucleotides. NCBI's taxonomy places the organism in Eukaryota, Viridiplantae, Chlorophyta, Pedinophyceae. The record is from the annotation of a GenBank genome assembly.